CGAGAUUACAAAGGGUCAGGGAAAGUGAGAAAAAGAAAUUCAAAAAUUCCGUCUGCUCUGCCGCAUUCCGAUUUCCGAUGACGAGCGAGAUUGAACCGGCGAAGCUGCUUCUCCCUUACCUUCAACGAGCCGAUGAGUUGCAGAAACACGAGCCUCUCGUCGCCUACUAUUGUCGAUUGUAUGCCAUGGACCGAGGGCUCAACAUUCCUCAGAAAGACCGCACCAAGGCUACCAACGCACUCCUUGUCUCGCUAAUGAAUCAGCUCGAAAAGGACAAGAAGUCAGUUAGUUUGGGACCUGAUGACCACCUACAUGUGGAAGGAUUUACCUUGAAUGUAUUUUCCAAGGCAGACAAGCAGGAUAGAGCUGGGCGAGCUGAUCUGAAUACUGCAAAAACUUUUUAUGCUGCGAGCAUUUUCUUUGAUAUCCUGAAGCAGUUUGGUGAAGUUCAGCCUGAUCUUGAGCAGAAACACAAGUAUGCAACAUGGAAAGCAGCUGAUAUAAGGAAAGCUCUGAGUGAAGGGAGGAAGCCUCUACCAGGUCCUCCUGGUGGUGAACCAGCACCAUCGAGCGGUGAAUAUGAUCUUGAACCAAGCAGCUCUGUUGAUGCCACUCAGCCCAAUUCCUCAACAACUGCGCCAGAUUCCAGUUCAUCACCUCACCAAUAUGAUAAAGCUAAUUUGCAGCACUCUAAUAUCUCACGACAACCUUCAAAUAUUACUCGUUCGUCUUCCUCAAAUUAUUCAACCCUGCAUCAUCACCCUAAUGACGACUACCCUUCUGACAACUUUCAUCAACCAUCUCCAUCCAAUGGCACUGAGCGUUCCAUCCAUCCUCAAUCAUAUCAUCACCAACCGUUCCAGCCAGAUUUUCAGCAGCAUUUGCCUCACUCGUACCCAAAUUUCCACUCUUACCCUAGCUUUACUGAGAGUACAGCUCCGCCCCACUACCCUUCUUAUCAUCAAAGCCAUGGUGAUGCCUAUUCCAAUUUUCCACCCUCAAACAAUGUGAGUGUUUCAGAACCUUCACCAACUGCCGGACCAGAAUAUGAGUAUGACAGCAACUAUGAACCUCUGCCUGGGCAAAUUGCUGAAGCACAGAAAGCAGCUAGGUUUGCUGUUAGUGCUCUGGCAUUCGAUGACGUUUUUGUUGCAGUAGAUUUCCUUAAGAAAUCUCUGGAAUUGUUGACAAAGCCAUCAGCUAGCCACUGAUCUUUGAUUUCCAGCAGAGCGAUUGGUUGUGGUGAUUAUUUUUUUGUUUUCAACUCAUGAAGUGAAGAAUGGGAUCAUAUGUUUGAACAGAACUCUCUAAAUUGCUGAUGAUGGGGUUAUGGAUGCUUUUAUGCAAAUAGGAUUUAUGAAAUUUCAACA
Salvia hispanica is the source of this 1370-nucleotide messenger RNA. RefSeq names its product protein HOMOLOG OF MAMMALIAN LYST-INTERACTING PROTEIN 5-like. NCBI's taxonomy places the organism in Eukaryota, Viridiplantae, Streptophyta, Magnoliopsida, Lamiales, Lamiaceae. The record is from RefSeq and is a predicted model, not a curated record. Gene Ontology annotation, biological process: late endosome to vacuole transport via multivesicular body sorting pathway. Gene Ontology annotation, cellular component: multivesicular body.